UAUCGACUUGACAUGCCCCACGACCGCCUUCAGUUGCGAGAGGAAUCUCUUCGAUAGCACAGAUGAAGUCCCUCCGGAUACAGUCCGCCCUGGGGCUCCUGUUUCGGCCCUGCGCUGUCCCAUCCAUCGCUACCGCGGGGCUCAGGGCGCAAGUACGAUGGGCGUCUAAGAGCACGCAACCGCAACUCCCCUCGGUCCCGGCGCCGAUCCCCCUCGUCCCCGAUGUCGAGACCUUCCUCACCGUCAUCGGCCGCGGCCUCAAGCAACACGCAUCCAAGUUUCCCACCUGGGACGCCCUCUUUACCCUGACAUCCGAUCAGCUCAGAGAACUCGGCAUCGAGCCGCCACGGACGAGGCGAUACUUGUUGAGGUGGAGGCAGCGGUUCAGGGAAGGCAAAUUUGGAAUUGGCGGUGACCUCAAGUUCGUCGAGGACGGUAAGGCGGAGUUAAAGGUCCUGGAAGAGGAUAAGUCGCCGCUACUUCGGUUGAGGCGCGUGGUCAACGUCCCCUCCGGAAAGAAGGUCUCGGAACUAUCGCCCUCGGAUAUGGUUCGGGUUAAGGGUUUCACGGUCAAGGGGGUCCGCACCAUUGUCGGCCCCUACGCCCUGCCUAUGAAAUUCGGUGGCGCACGGCUUACGGUGACGGAGGGCAUGUGGGAGGACAGGAGAGGGCACAAGGUGGAUGGUGGUGAACGGAGACGGGACGAAAUUCGCUUCAAGAGGCGCGUCGCCGAGCGCAAGGCGCUUAGGGAAGCCCAGGGCUACUAUUAGCGGCCUAACACUCUUACGAGCGGGUUACCACGCGUAUCAUGGGUGUUGUGCUAGAUAAAUAGUUCUGUGCCGUGAGAGCGGGCGUACUCCUUGUGGAAUUUGUACAUUAAAUGUAUGUAUUUGCCUCAACAUCUAUCUAUCUGAGACUUGGGGACAUGAAAUGUGAAUCCCAAACCGAGC
Parathielavia appendiculata is the source of this 950-nucleotide messenger RNA. RefSeq lists its product as uncharacterized. Bases 63 to 770 code for a protein of 235 amino acids. The record is from RefSeq and is a predicted model, not a curated record. Lineage: Eukaryota; Fungi; Ascomycota; Sordariomycetes; Sordariales; Chaetomiaceae. The transcript has 2 exons. Gene Ontology annotation, cellular component: mitochondrion.